UGUGUGUAAUGCUACGUACACACCAUGUGAUGCGUGUUCAAGAUCGCACUUUUAGCAUUAGGAGGGUGUUCACUCUGGACUGUCCCUACCUGUUACUAGCGCAUGUACUCACAGUUGUCCCAGUGUAACUUCUGACAUUUCACGCAAUGAACGUGAAUCGAAGAAGCGCGACUUUUAGUGCACAACCGUGCAAAGCUGCUUCUAUCUGCGACAGAAUCAGCGUAUUUACGUUGAUGGCGUAACAAAAAUGGCGAGCGGUAUUGAAGCUAUCCAGCUGUACAGUUUUGAACCAGCUCAGAUGAAGAAAAUGAAAAUGUACAUGGAUGUAGACGACUACACGUGGCUGCAUUAGAAUAUUGUGGCCUGCGUUGUAGGUGCUACGUCACAUCUACAAGCUAUUUCAUACUGCACGUUUUUCGUCCGGUCCUGAUUCACAACGAUUUGAGAAAAGAAAUACUUAAAUGUUAAGCAUAAUUUUCCUAAUAUAUGUCCUCCGUCAUGAAAAGAAAUGCUACAAAAACGUGUUAAAAACACCCCCAGAUUAUUUUUCUCAUUGGAGUGGGUCUUUGAUAUGAAAAUCUUUGAGGUAAACCUGAUUCUGAGAAUCACCCAGAUAGAAAUAUGUUCAUUUUUCUGGGGAGUAAAUUGGCUUCCUUCCAGAAUCCACUGACUGAUCGUGGUCCAACCUGUUGAUAAGUGGAUGCGCAAAGCCCGGUAAGAACGCGCCGUCCGGAUGAGGGCCACUGCGGCGGCGCACAGAUGUUUUGGGGGGACCGACCGGCGCGGCUGCGCACUGCGUCUUCAGGCGCCGAUAAAUUCGGGCAAUCAGCUGUCGCUGUCCGGUGACGGAAGUGCUGAAAUCAGAGCGCCCCCCAUCUGAUCUUCCUCCUCCCUCCGUCACCAUCUCCGCCGCCGGUCGCCACUUGCAGCCAUUUUACGCAAACAUGUCGUGAGCGCGCCUCGCUCCGUCACCUGGAAGGGGGCGGAGGUGGAGAGCCAGCAGCUGAUCGCUCCCUAAAGGUGGUGGUGGUGGAGGUGGAGGGGGGGUGAGCGCAGAGACGGAGCCGUCAGGUCCGGGCCAAAAUGGUGAAGAGGAAGAGCCUGGAUGAGAACGAGCCGGAGUGCGGGAAGGGGAUCCCGUUCGCCAUCCAGACUUUCCUGUGGAGCCAGACCAGCGCUUUCCUGCGUCCAAAGUUGGGGAAACAAUAUGAGGCAUCAUGUGUGUCUUUCGAGCGGGUGCUGGUGGAGAACAAGCUGCACGGACUUUCCCGGGAGCUGUCCGAAGCCAUCCAGAGCAUCUCCCGCUGGGAGCUGGUUCAGGCGGCGCUGCCCCAUGUCCUCCACUGCACCUCCAUCCUGCUGUCAAACAGGAACAAACUGGGCCACCAGGACAAGCUGGGCGUGGCUGAGACCAAACUGCUUCACACUCUGCACUGGAUGCUGCUGGACGCCGCGCAGGAGUGCAACCAUGAACCCAGCCUGGGCCACGGCUGGUCCGGAGGCGGCAGCGGAAGCAGCGCGUUCCUCCAACCAGUUGGGGACCAGGGAUCCUCGCCGGGGGCUCCGGGCUCCAGCCCGGGCUCGGCUUUGAUCGGGUCGGGACCUCUCCACGGCAGCUCUCUUCAGGAGGAGGACGAAAACGCCCGUGCCAAGCUCUUCCACAAGAGCAUGGCCACCGUGGAGCUGUUUGUCUUCCUGUUGGCGCCGCUCAUCCAUCGCAUUAAGGAGUCGGAUCUGACUUUCCGAUUGGCGAGCGGCCUGGUAAUAUGGCAGCCGAUGUGGGAGCACCGUCAGCCGGACAUUCCCGCCUUCACGGCUCUCAUCAAGCCCGUCAGACACAUCGUAACAGCUAAGAGGAAUUCCCCAAUCAGCAACCAGUGCAGUCCCUGUGGAUCUGGCAACCCGGGUCCCAUGGGCUUUCAGGUGGUGUGCGAGGCCGCCCAAUCAGACUCCCCCACUGCAGGAGAGCAGAGCUGUCGCCGUGGCAACUCAGUGGAGAAAGGCGGCCCUUCCCAGCCACCGGUCAAAGGUCCCCUCAAGAAGAAGACGUCCGUUCCCGCCGGCAUUCCGUCUUCGCCGUCCCAGCAGGCUCGUUACGCCACUUACUUCGACGUGGCCGUUCUGCGCUGCUUGCUGCAGCCGCAUUGGACGGAGGAGGGGGUCCACUGGUCCCUGAUGUACUACCUGCAGCGGCUGAGGCAGAUCCUGGAGGAGAGGCCUGAACGCGCCCCGGAGCCGCUGGUCACGCCCCUGCCACGCCCGCGCAGCAGCUCCAUGGUGGCAGCGACGCCCUCGCUGGUCAAUACGCACAGGACUCAGGACAUGAGUCUGAAGUGUAACGAAGAGGAGAAAUCUCUGAGCACGGAGACGUUUGCAAAGGUUUCCCUCACCAACCUGCGACGCCAGGCAGUUCCCGAUCUGUCCACUGACCUCGGCAUGAACAUCUUCAAGAAGUUCAAAAACCGGCGUGACGACCGCGAGAGAAAAGGUUCGAUUCCUUUUCAUCACACGGGAAAGAAGCGUCAGCGUCGAAUGGGCGUUCCCUUCCUGCUGCACGAGGAUCACCUUGACGUUUCGCCCACCCGCAGCACCUUCUCCUUUGGCAGCUUCUCUGGUUUAGGGGACGACCGGCGAGCUCUGGACCGUGGGGGCUGGCAGGCCACCAUCAUGGGGAAAUUCACGCGCAGAGGAAGCACAGACACGGCCGCAGAUGCAGACAGCCUGAGCGCCAAACACUCCCAUUCCCACCACUCCCUCCUCCGGGACAUGCCCGACCACUCCAACAGCCACAGCGAUAAUGUGGUCAAAGAGGUCCGAUCUCAGAUCUCAACCAUCACCAUGGCAGCCUUCAACACAACCGUGGCGUCUUUCAACGUGGGCUACGCUGACUUCUUCACCGAGCACAUGAAGAAGCUGUGCAACCCUGUCACGGUUCCUGAGAUCCCUGAGCCGCUGGUGUGCUCCAACCUGCCGCGCAGCCUCACAGACUCCUGCAUCAACUACUCCUGUUUGGAGGAGGGCGAGAACAUUGAGGGAACCAACAACUUUGUGCUGAAAAAUGGCAUGCUGGAUCUCGCUGCCGUCUUCCGAGCCCUCUACGCCGUCCUGAGCCACGACAUCAGCUCCAGGAUUUGCGACGUGGCUCUCAAUAUCAUCGACUGUCUCCUCCAGCUGGGCGUGGUGCCCGACAUGGGCAAGAAAAUGUCCAAGAGUGAAAACAAGGAGAACCAGGAGGCACGCGCUAAAGAGUCUGUGGUGCAGGGUCUUGGAGGAGGCGCACAGGGGGGUGGGCCAAUUGCAGGAGCAGGCGGAGGAGGGGAUGGAGGCGGGGGAGGAAGUGGAGGAGGAAGUGGGCAGGGGAGCAAGGAUGAUGUAAAGAAUAACAAGGACAAUGACAAAAAGGAAGAGGGUUCUGGCCUUAGCACCCACCGCUUGGCUUUGACCAUGCUAAUAAAGAUCGUCAAGUCUCUGGGCUGCGCUUACGGGUGUGGCGAGGGCCACAGAGGGCUGUCUGGAGAUCGUCUCAGGAUGCAGGCCCAGAACUGCCUGACCAACCUGUACAAACUGGACAAGGUGCAAUUUCGCCAAACAAUGCGCGAGUAUGUCAACAAAGAUUCCCUGAAUAACAUUGUGGACUUCUUGCAUGCACUGCUGGGCUUCUGCAUGGAGCCCAUUACUGACAAGUACGGCAGUGCAGGUGAGAGGUCCAGGAGGGCGAAAAAAAGAAACAUCGACAAGGCGGGCUUUGGUAACAACUUCACAACGGGCGACAACAAGUCCUUGGCCCAGAACAUGGAGGCGGUGGUGGUGGGGUGCAUGUUCAAGUCGCUUAUAACGCGCUGCGCCUCCACCACACAUGAGCUGCACAGCCCCGAAAACCUGGGUCUGUACUGCGACAUCCGCCAGCUGGUCCAGUUCAUAAAGGAGGCUCACGGGAACGUGUUUCGCAGAGUGGCACUGAGCGCGCUCCUGGACAGUGCCGAAAAGGUCACCGCCACCAAGAAACCUGAAGACAAAGAAGAGGGCAAACACCCUGGACCCAAGAGGUCAGAGAUGGGUGUGUCCGGGGAGAAGGGUCAGGUGUCCAGUGCUGCAGAUGAGUGUCGCAGCUACAUCUCCAGUAGACCUCCCCAGACCCCCGAACAUGAGGAGCAGCUUCCCGGUGCUCUGCUGGGUAGGAAGGACUUUUGGAGGAAGAUGUUUAAGUCACAGAGUGCUGCCAGCGACACCAGCAGCCAAUCCGAGCAGGACACGUCAGAGUGCACGACUGCCCACUCUGGCACCACCACGGACAGGCGAUCCCGAUCUAGAUCCCGUCGGAUUUCCCUCCGCAAAAAACUCAAACUACCGAUAGGAAACUGGCUGAAGCGCUCCUCCCUGUCUGGCCUGACGGACGGCGUGGAGGACCUGCUUGACAUCAGCUCGGUGGAUCGGCUUUCCUUCAUACGUCAGAGUUCGAAGGUCAAGUUCACCAGUGCCGUGAAGCUGUCUGAAGGGGGCGCCGCAGGGCCGGAGUACGGCAGGGACGAGGAGGAGAAUUUCUUCAAGCGGCUCGGUAAAUGGAGGUCUGGCAGGAGGAAUCCAUCCAAGCUUCACCACACAGAAGAGAAAGAUGGACCUCACGGUUUUCAGGAGCGUCUAGCAGCGACUCAGGAGGCCAUGAAGAACAAGAACGUGGUCAAUCUGGGCGCCAUUCGACAAGGAAUGAAACGCUUCCAGUUUCUCCUAAACUGCUGCGAGCCAGGGACCAUACCUGACGCGUCCAUCCUCGCCGCUGCCUUGGACUUGGAAGCACCAGUUGUGGCCCGAGCCUCCCUUUUCCUGGAAUGUGCCAGGUUCGUGCAUCGCUGUAACCGUGGAAACUGGCCAGAGUGGAUGAAGGGCCACCAUGUGAAUAUCACCAAGAAAGGUCUAUCCAGAGGUCGAUCACCCAUCGUGGGCAACAAGAGAAACCAAAAGCUACAGUGGAACGCGGCCAAGCAUUUCUGCCAGUGGGGAGAUGCAAUCGGAACGAGACUCAGCGAACUGUGUCACUCGGACACUGAAAGUCCUGCCAACAUCCUGGGUUACAUUUAUGAUGAAGAGACCAAACGGAGGAUGAGGAAGGAAGACGAGGAGGAAGACUAUUUAAAUGAUAAUACCGUCAAUCCCUCAAAGUGCGCUUGCCCCUUUGCUCUGAAAAUGGCCGCCUGCCAACUCCUUAUGGAAAUCACCACAUUCCUGCGGGAGACUUUUCCCUGCCUGCCCCGACCACGCACCGAACCCUUAGUGGACCUGGACAGCUGUCGGCUGCGUUUGGACCCGGAGCUCGGCCGCCAUCGAUACGAGAGGAAGAUCAGUUUUGCGGGAAUCCUCGAUGACGAAGACGGGCGCGAUUCCCUCAACAGCAGUAGCCACACUUUAAAGUCGGACACCACCUGCGAUGACAAGAAGACCCAGGAAGCUCAGGCUCCUAUUAGAAAGAUCCGGAUCGGAGGCUCCCGGCUGCUUCAGAUCAAGGGGGCCCGAAGUUUCCGUGUAAAAAAGGGAGGCUCCUUGUCGUCAAUCCGCCGGGCGGGAAGCCUCAAGAGCACCAAGCUGUCAAGGCAAGACUCUGAGUCGGAGAACGAAGAAGGGUUGCUGUCUCAGACACAGAGCCGGGACACGGUUACAGACAUCGGAAGUCCCUUUAGCGCCAGUGAGCCCAGUAUUGAACCAGAGGGUCCGAGCUCAGGAGGAACAGAGGACAAUUACCACCGCAACAUGUCCUGGCUCCAUAUCAUGAUCCUUCUGAUCAACCAGCAGAGCUUCAUUUGCACGCACAUUGACUUCUGCCACCCCCGUUGCUACCAACACCAUGGGCGCUCCUGCGCUCGUCUGGUCCGUGCCAUCAAGCUGGUGUACGGCGAAAGUGUGGACAGUCUGAGAGAGGACAGCUCCUCCUCUGGAAUCAUUGGAGGCCGACCAAAGAAAAGCAAAGAGUGUUCAGACAAGUCCUGCCUGAGGACUCCAUCCAUGAAGAGAAGACCCACCGACUCCAACAUGGAGGGGAAGAAGGACACAGGAAUGUUAAAGUACAUCCGCAACCAGGUAAUGAGCUUGUCUCCAGCUCCUCUAUCGCUGUUGAUCAAGGCCGCGCCCAUCCUCACUGACGAUAUGUAUGGAGACAUCCAGCCUGCGGCCUGGGAGCUCCUGCUGAGUGUGGAUGAACACAUGGCCGCUGCAGCCGCGGCCAUGUUUCUGCUCUGCGCUGUGAAGGUCCCUGACGCGGUGACGGAAAUGAUGAUGGCAGAGUUCCAGCACCAGGAGGCCUGCCAGCGCAUCAACUCCAUCCUGAAGUUUAACACACUGUGGCGUUUCCGAUACCAAGUGUGGCCUCGCAUGGAGGAGGGAGCCCAGCAGAUCUUCAAGAUCCCUCCACCCAGCAUCAACUUCACCCUUCCAUCUCCAAUACUGGGCAUGCCCUGUGUCCCCAUAUUCGACCCCCCAUGGGUUCCGCAGAACACCGGCAGUGUCCAGGAUCCAAUCAACGAGGACCAGUCUUACCCCACAUUUAUUCAGUCAGUCCAUACCAUAAAAUCCUUCUCUGCCCGAGCCGUGUCGCGCUCCCACCAGCGGGCCGAGCACAUCCUCAAGAACCUGCAGCAGGAGGAGGAGAAGCGGCGCCUGGGCCGCGAGGCCAGCAUCAUCACCGCCAUCCCUGUGGCCCAGGAGGCCUGCUACGAGCCCACAUGCAGCCCCCCACCUGAACAGGAGGAGGAAGCAGAAGAAGUGGUGAACCUGGCAUCGCGCCGUCUGUCCGUCAGCCCCUCCUGCGCAUCCAGUAACUCCCACAGGAACUACUCUUUCCGCCGCGGUUCUGUGUGGUCAGUCCGUUCAAUGGCCAGCGCCGAAGAUGAAGAGAACACAACAGAACACACUCCAAGUCACCACAUGUUACAGCCGCCUCAGGCAGUCUUCCCAGCAUGCAUCUGUGCUGCAGUCCUACCUAUAGUGCACCUCAUGGAAGAUGGGGAAGUUCGAGAAGAUGGCGUUGCUGUCAGCGCCGUUGCCCAGCAGAUCCUCUGGAACUGUCUGAUUGAAGAUCCAGCUUUGGUUCUCCGUCACUUCCUGGAAAAACUGACUGUUAGCAACAGACAGGAUGAGCUGAUCUACAUGCUGAGGAAGUUGCUGCUCAAUAUUGGAGAUCUUCCUGCACAGACCUCUCAUAUCCUCUUCAACUACCUGGUGGGUCUGAUUAUGUAUUUCGUCCGCACUCCUUGUGAGUGGGGAAUGGACGCCAUCUCAGCCACACUGACCUUCCUGUGGGAGGUGGUUGGCUACGUGGAGGGGCUUUUCUUCAAAGACUUGAAGCAGACCAUGAAGAAGGAGCAGUGUGAGGUCAAGCUGCUGGUUACUGCAUCGAUGCCAGGAACCAAAACUCUGGUGGUACAUGGUCAGAAUGAAUGUGACAUCCCCACCCAGCUGCCUGUCCAUGAGGACACCCAGUUUGAAGCUCUGCUGAAGGAAUGUCUAGAAUUCUUUAAUAUUCCCGAGGCUAGAUCUGCACACUACUUCCUCAUGGAUAAAAGAUGGAACCUCAUCCAUUAUUCAAAGACUUAUGUAAGAGACAUCUACCCCUUUCGGAGGUCAGUGUCUCCCCAACUCAACCUUGUUCACAUGCUUCCUGAAAAAGGACAGGAGCUCAUCCAAAAGCAGGUGUUUUCUCGUAAAUUGGAGGAAGUGGGUCGAGUCCUCUUCCUCAUCUCCCUGACUCAACACAUUCCAAGUGUACACAAGCAGUCCCACGUCUCCUUGCUCCAGGAGGACCUACUUCGCCUCCCAUCCUUUCCACGGACUGCCAUCGAUGCCGAAUUCUCGCUGUUCAACGAGCCGCAAGGUAAAGAGCUGUUUGGUUUGGACACGCUCCACAAGGUUCUGUGGAUCAAGCUGCUGGAGGAAAUGUUUCUGGGCAUGCCCAGCGAGUAUCCCUGGGGGGACGAGAUAAUGCUCUUCCUCAAUGUCUUUAAUGGGGCUUUGCUGCUGCACCCGGAGGACAGCGCCCUCCUCAGGCAGUACACCGCCACCGCCAUCAACACAGCUGUUCACUUCAACCACCUCUUCUCUCUCAGUGGUUACCAAUGGAUCCUGCCUACCAUGCUUCAGGUCUACGCUGAUUAUGAGAGCAACCCUUUACUACGUCAGGGCAUCGAGUUCUGCUGUCGGCAGUUCUACAUCCUUCAUCGAAAACCUUUCAUCCUGCAGCUGUUUGCUAGCGUGGCCCCACUGCUGGAAUUCACAACCAGCACCAGUACAGGCUUGUCCAAAGGAGUAUCAUCACAGUGUCUGUUUGACCUACUAGUGUCUCUAGAGGGCGAAACACAGGACGGUCUGGACGCUCUUGAGCUGGUCAAAGCUGAGAAGCCUCUGCGCUCUUUGGAUUUCUGCUAUGGUAAUGAAGACUUGGUGUUCUCAGUCAGCGAGGCAAUCAAGUUGUGUGUCACUGUGGUAGCUUACGCCCCUGAGUCCUUUAGAAGUCUCCAGAUGUUGAUGGUGUUGGAAGCAUUAGUGCCAUGCCACCUUCAGAAACUAAAGAGCAACACAGUGACAAUGGAGUCCGCUUCAGCUGCCAGAGACGAAAUUGCAGCCAUUGCCGCCUUGGCCACAUCUUUGCAAGCUCUCCUCUACAGCUCAGAGGCGCUUACCAGGCCCAUGACUGCGCCCCAGAUGUCUCGAUGUGAUCAAGGCCACAAGGGCGGCACAGCGGCCAACCACGCCUUGUCAGGAGGAGUCAAUACCAGGGACAACAUCCACCUGAUGGAGGAAGGACAAGGCAUGCCAAGGGAGGAAUUGGAUGAACGUAUCGCCAGAGAGGAAUUUCGUAGACCACGAGAGUCGCUGUUGAACAUCUGCACUGAGUUUUACAAACACUGUGGACCUCGGCUCAAAAUUCUGCAGAACGUUGCUGGCGAACCCCGGGUCACAGCUUUGGAACUGCUGGAUAUAAAGUCACACAUGAGGCUUGCAGAAAUUGCUCACGCUCUGCUUAAGCUGGCGCCCUACGACACCCUUACCAUGGAGAGCCGAGGUCUGCGGCGCUACAUCAUGGAGAUGCUACCCAUCACCGACUGGUCGUCAGAGGCUGUCCGACCGGCUCUCAUCCUCAUCCUCAAGAGGCUUGAUCGGAUGUUUAACAAGAUCCACAAGAUGCCAACGCUCAGGUGCGCUCGCCCUCAGGCACUAUGCACCAGGAGGCAGGUGGAAUGGGAGGCGGCCAGCAAUCUAAUCGAGGGAAUCUGCUUGACCCUGCAGCGACAGCCAAUCAUUUCUUUUCUCCCCCACCUACGCUCUCUGAUCAACGUCUGUGUAAACCUGGUAAUGGGCGUUGUUGGCCCCUCCAGUGUGGCGGACGGGCUGCCUCUUCUCCACCUGAGCCCCUACCUCUCUCCUCCUCUUCCUUUCAGCACAGCUGUAGUCCGGCUGGUUGCCCUUCAGAUCCAGGCCUUGAAGGAUGACUUCCCUCUUAGUCAUGUGAUCUCUCCUUUCACUAACCAAGAGCGCCGAGAGGGAAUGUUGCUCAACCUGCUGAUUCCCUUUGUGUUGACCGUUGGAUCUGGAAGCAAAGAUAGCCCUCACCUUGAGCAGCCGGAGAUCUUUCUCCUCCUGCAGACUGUCAUCAAUAUCCUUCUGCCUCCACGUAUCAUCUCCACCUCACGCACCAAGAACUUCAUGUUGGACGCUUCUCCGGCUCACUGCUCCACACCUGGUGACACAGGGAAGGAUUUGCGGCGCGAGGGUUUGGCAGAGUCCACCAGCCAGGCUGCUUAUCUUGCUCUGAAGGUGGUGCUGGUUUGCUUUGAGCGCUCGCUGGGAAACCAGUGGUAUCGUCUGAGCCUGCAGGUAAAAGAGAUGGCUCUACGGAAGGUGGGCGGAUUGGCGUUCUGGGACUUUAUAGACUUUAUCGUCCGAACCCGCAUCCCUAUUUUCGUCUUGCUGAGACCUUUUAUUCAGUGCAAGCUGCUGACCCAGCCAGCCGAUUCUCAAGAAGAGAUCACAGCACGCCACCACAUUGCAGACCAACUGGAGCGCCGCUUCAUCCCAAGACCUUUGUGCAAGAGCUCCCUGUUUGCAGAAUUCAACAAUGAGCUAAAGAUCCUAAAAGAGGCUGUGCACAGUGGCUCUGCGUACCAAGGAAAGACCUCCAUCAGUACAGUUGGCACUUCUACGUCAGCGUAUCGCCUCAGUUUGGCCACAAUGUCACGCUCAAACACAGGUACCGGUACAGUUUGGGAGCAGGAAAGCCAACCGUCACGCCAACCAUCACAGGACACUCUCAGCCGCACUGAUGAGGAUGACGAAGAAAAUGACUCUAUUAGCAUCCCAAGUGUUGUGAGCGAGCAUGAGGCCUUCCUGCCGCGAGUGAUGUCUCAGCGACGUUUCUCCAGCCACGCCACCGGCUCAGCAACAUUGCAGCCAGAAGGUCCUCGUAGUACCAUGCUGCCAAGUCAAAGCGAACCCAAUGUGCUAGAUGAAUCCCAGGGCCUUCUGCAGGAGGGUCACCUCUCUAGGGUUGCCAGUGUGCAGAGUGAACCAGGUCAACAGAACAUCCUCCUUCAACCUCCAUUGGGAAGAAAACGAGGACUCAGACAGCUGCGGCGCCCCCUGCUGUCCAUUCCGAAAAAUGAACCGCGCAGCCGGUCUGGAGCCAGACUCUCGACAACACGCAGGAGCAUCCAGCCCAAGAACAAACCAAUGGAAACAUUAUUGGACUGUGAAGCACAAGCGGAUCAGAAGAGGUCCGUCACCUUCACGGAGAAUCAAGAGCAGCAGACGGCCACUGGGGGCAGCAAACCUCCAACUCCCAGCAAGGUGGAGGCUCCUGCUGAGCCAAAAGGUCCUGCUUUGUCCAAGUCUCCAACGUUGGAGGUUCCUCCUUCUGUCUCGGCCACAGUCACUGCCGACCUGCACAGGCCUGCAAACGCCCAGGCCCUUCCAGCCAGGAGCACCAAAGAGAGGCGAGAGCAGUGGGGACUCCGCAGCAGCCUCUCCCCUCCACCCUCCAUCUCCCGCCCUUCCACCCCAACUCCCCCGUCCCGAACCUGCUCCCCACUGCCCUUCUCACGCACCCCUUCCCCACUCUCUCUGUCCCGCACCUCUUCUCCUAUCCCCCCUCCUCCCCUCCCCGUGUUGAGCUCGUCUCCCACUCCGAUUUCACCGGCACCUCCUCCCGCCCUUCUCCCGCUGACCCCGCCGGGAGCGUCCAUCCUCCGGGAGAGCCCCGGCGACGAGGACACAGCGGCCCUGCUGCCACGCAGCGACCCCCAGCUGCAGCUCAGCGAGGAUCACGGCACAGAAAACCCGCUCCUCACGCCCCUGCUGUCCUCCUCAUCUCCACGCCGCUCGCCUCGCCGCCUGCCUCUGCCACUGUCCCCGGUCGACUUGGACCUGGACGAGUCUCAUGUGUGACAGAUCAGGUUGCGGUCCAAUGACCUUUUAAAAAUGCAACUAGAAAAACAGAACCUGUCAAUCCUUCAUAAAAAUCACAACACUUGCCCAAAAAGCUGUUGGUAAAUUGAAUCUACUGUCACUUCAACAAGAGAUCAAAAGCCUUUAGCCUUUUAACCCCGGAGAUGUCGCUGAUACAUGAAGAAAAAAAUAACAAACUCUCCGAGCUACUAUAAUGCUUUGUAUCCCCGUCAAUACAUUUAAAUAUCUGGUGUUUAAUCAUUUAAAAGAAAGCUAAAAGAUGCUAUAACUUUAUUACAAUGGCAGAAAAAAAUUGUAAUAUUAGCCAUCGUUCAGCUAAAAUAAGCUGCAUAGCACCCGCUUUAUUUGUAAGAUAAAGAAAUAUAUAUGAAAAUUGUACGGAUUUUUAUGUGUUUCUUGGAAGGCUGUGUUGAGAUACAUGUAUGUUUAUAUCACAGACCUAGAAACUUUACCAAACAAGUUUGUUUUGAGGCCAAAUUAGCUGUCUCCCUCUUAAAAGCAAUAUUUGUUUUCUUGUUUUUAUAAAAGAAUCCAAGUAUAUUUAGUUAUAAAGGUGUCUAACGUGAUAAACCUUUGUUUUGUUUAAGGGGUGGAAGCUACACAAAAAAACAAAAACAAAAAAAAACUAGAUGAUCUGGAGGGAAAAAUUCACGAACAAGUUGAAGAAUUACAUCGUUAAAGCCGUUUUUUUAUUUUAACUAGGAGAAAUUGGUAACGUUGAUUUCAAAUUGUUGAGGGCCUUAGUCACUACUGCCCAACGGAGGUAUACAGGCUGAGCAAAUCUACGGGGCCUGCAGGUGAUCAGCGAGGAAGUCGUCUUGUUACAGUUACAUCUUAGUCUGAUUGUGAGCUCAUUCUUUCAACUUGAUCAGUCUCAAUAGGCCUGUUGAUGUACCUUUCUAAAUAUUUGUCUUAGUUGUGCGACACUACAGAUUCAGUAAUGUCAUGAAAAAAUAGGAUAACACUGGGAAUACACCAUUGACUGUUUCUGAGAACUGGACUGAGUGACAUCCUCUUUCUUUGCGUUUUAAAUCGGAAGUACCCGCUAGCUCCAAGAAUCCAAAAAUAAAUCUGCAUUGCAAGUCAUUCGAGUGAAAAACUGGCCAAACAGGUGCCUCAAUAAAAUUUGUGGUCUUUCAUCAAACGUUCGCCCGAGCUCGCUUUCAAGUGGUAGGGGUGUGGCCUUCAAACAAGUGGUGGUCGUUUGCUAUAGAAAUGAUGACUCAGACUGACUUGGACCAAUCACAGCCUACAGACGGUUGCUGGUUCCAACGUGGUGACGUCCAAGUGGAGAAAAAAUGGCGACUGAAUUGACUUCAUUUCCAUAGUAGGGCAUUUUCUACAAGUGAUGUCACAGUCACUAGGUCCAGUUCUCCAUUCAGUCAAAAAAUGUUACAAAACAAAAGUCAUUUUUAUUGGUUUGGAGCGAUUCGGCGUAAGAGAAAAGCUGUAGUUAUCUUUAUUCAAGGUUUUCUCUUUUUUUGUCAUAUUAAAACAGAUUUUAAAUACUAAAAUUUUAAUUAGAAAUGUUCACAUGCGCUUUUCUUAGAUUACUUUUUCAGACUUCUCCUGUUGGCUGACGAAUACUAAGGUGGCAAUAACCACGGUUACAUGAAUGUUUUGUCAAAUUAUUUCAUUUACUUGAUCAUUUACUCCCCUCCCCCAGAUUCUUCUAAUUUCCUUUCAAAAUCAUCCAAAUUACUUUCAAAAGAUUUUGCCUAUUACAUUUUUUAGCUCCUGUGAUUUCUACAUUAUAUUUGUGACCAAAGACUGUAUCUCUAUGUUUUUGUGAUCUUCACAGUAAUCAGAAAAAAAGCUUUCUUUAAAACUUGUUGUAACGUAGCGCUCGUGCUUUCUUGUCUGUGUUCGUGGCGUUCCUCUUGCGCUCCAAACAGCGGGUGAAUGUGCAAUGGUGAAUAUGCCGUGAUUUGCCAUUAGCUUGUGGCUCAUUUCAUGCCUUAACAGAGAGACUCGCUCAUCUGUGUUCCGACUCCCUGUAAAAACCCUUGAACGUGUAGUACUUCAGAUCAUUCUAGAACAUGUGCCAUAUAUCACACCAAUGCACUGUGAUUGUUUGGUUUUUGUUAUUAGCUGCUCCUUGUGUGUUUUCUUUUGACUGUUAAUGCAAAUCUUUGUGAAAAAGCUGUUAAGAUUUAUAGAUUUAUUUAUAGUUUGUUGUUUCUCCGUAAUAAAUAAAAUAAAUGCUUCUUAAGCUUUAUUAAAUUUCAACAAAACAGGAGUUUAAAGUUAUUUUAAAUCCAAUUAUUUCCCCCAAAACUGUGUCUAAAGGUGUCUUCUUUGUGCAAAUGCAGAAUAUAUCUAAAUAAAUGGAUAUUGUUUACAUUGUU
This is a messenger RNA of Oryzias latipes (Japanese medaka), 13793 nucleotides long. The record is from RefSeq and is a predicted model, not a curated record. Lineage: Eukaryota; Metazoa; Chordata; Actinopteri; Beloniformes; Adrianichthyidae.